Messenger RNA from Oreochromis aureus, 4442 nucleotides. RefSeq names its product fibulin-2-like. Lineage: Eukaryota; Metazoa; Chordata; Actinopteri; Cichliformes; Cichlidae. The transcript is spliced from 18 exons. The coding region runs from base 190 to 3867 and encodes 1225 amino acids. The record is from RefSeq and is a predicted model, not a curated record. Gene Ontology annotation, molecular function: calcium ion binding. Gene Ontology annotation, cellular component: extracellular region.
CCCUUCCCCAAAAAAGAGAGCGGAGGCGCUCCCAGCCAAAGAGUGAGCCCGAACUUUACGCACAACUGUUGCUCAGAAGCACACCAGCGCUGCAAGAUCCCGGAAUGCGAGGCUAAAGAAUGCAAACAUCCUUGUCAUUUGGAGGCUUAUUUUGAAGAAGUGAAUACUUUUUUUUAAAAAAAAUCCAAAAUGAACAUUCAAAGAGCAACAUUGUUUCUAUGUUCGAUGAUUUUGUACGUGGACAUCUGUCUAAGCCAGAGAGACUGCACAGGUGUGGACUGUCCUGUUCUCCAGAACUGCAUCGAAAAUGUUUUAGAAAAAGGCGCCUGCUGUCCUAAAUGUAUACAAAACGGCUGCACCUGUGAGGGCUACCAGUACUAUGACUGUGUGAAAGCAGGCUUCAAGGAUGGGAAAGUCCCAGAGGGGAAAUCUUACUUUGUGGAUUUCGGAAGUACCGAGUGCUCCUGUCCUCAGGGAGGAGGGAGGAUAAGCUGUCAUUUCAUUCCAUGCCCUGAAAUUUCCCCCAACUGCAUUGACAUUUUACAACCUGCAGAUGGAUGUCUGCAGUGUGGUCGUAUUGGCUGUGCCCAUGGCAACAAGAAGUAUGAAGCGGGGCACUCCUUUCAGAUAGACCAUUGCCAAGUUUGCCACUGUCCAGAUGAAGGUGGAAGGUUAAUGUGCUCACCCAUCCCUGGUUGUGAUCUCCGCAGUGUUAAUAAGCCCAUGUGGGUCACAACUACAGAGAACAACAAUCCUUUGAGAGACUUUCGAGGCAAUCGCAACAGCCAACAAACGAGUCUUGCAGAACCAUUUUCCAAGCUGGUGAGGGAAAACACUCUACCGCUGUACAAGCAGGACCCACCCAGUUUUGGCACAGAGGAUUAUGACUAUACUCUGGCAGAGCCAACAUCUUCCACUAUCCAAAAUCUGGCCCAACCACUGGAAUCUACUACAUUACCACCAGCUUACCCAGAGUCAAGCUCCACUAGCCUCAGCCCUCAUGAUGAAAGAAGACACAGGCUACAAGAAGUAAGCCCAAAUACACAAAGGAGCAUGGAGGAUGAGGUUACUCAUAAUAUGGAUCCAACUACCACAGGGGGUGAAAACAAAACAUCAUCACCAAAAGCAACUACAGCCACACAGAUAGUGACCACUGGGCACCAUAGGCCACAACAGGAAACUGGAGAAAGACCCAUGAAACAUGGCAGUCACAGAAACAGAGCGGGACAGGAUACUCUAAGAGACACAGCACGCACUGCGCGUACCAACAGCCGGCACGUUGGCCACAACAGACAAAGUCAGGGCGACCCCCAUUCUGUCUCCAACAAAGGACAUGAAAAGGCAGUGGAGCACAGGCAGCUGAUUGAUAAAGAGGAACAACAGUUAUACCCUACAGUUCAAUUCAGUCCCACUAGAAGAGCUCCAGUCAGGAUGAGAGAGGAAGGCGAGGAGCAUCAAAGACAACCUCAAACACUCAGCAGCUAUCAGACUCGAGAUGCUGAGGCCUACACAGAAAGGAUCCAGGAAAAACAAUUGUUCAUGGAAAGACUGUUCUCCCAAGAUAUCAUUUAUCUACCUUACUCAGAAGGGAAAAUUACUAUAUCUAUGUCUGCCAAGGAGCAGCUGAAAACCUGCUGUGAGACAGGGGCGAAAUGGGCUUCAGCUAAUGGUCACUGUAACAACAUGGAACCACCCGCAAAAGAUAUGCACUCGAUGUGCUUGACUGCCCAACAACAGUGCUGCCUCGGUUCCCUGAGAGAAAGUCGGUGCUUGGCUGGAGUGAAUGCAGCCAGAGCAGGAAAUAUGUGCAGAGAAGAUGCCAGCAAUAAAUGUGGGAUUGAUUCUUACAAGGAGUGCUGCACUUGCUGCUCCCUUGGGCUGCAGUUCCGCAGUGAGGGGCAUCGCUGCGAAGCCCACCACUACCUGGAUUUUCACUGCAGACACAUCUUUCUAACCUGCUGCGAGGGGGAGGAGGGGAGGACUGCGAAUCAAGAUGGCCGGCACACUAUCAGAGAAAGGCCUCCUUUGAACUUUACUCCACCACCAAAAAAAGUAUCGGACAACCCGUAUCGUAGAGAGGCCUUCUCCAUUGGUCAAGAGCAGAACGGCGAGAAUGCAGUGGAGAGUCCUGUUGAGGUGGAGGAUAUGGAUGAGUGCCUCAUAUAUGAGGGCAGCAUCUGCCACCACAUCUGUGUUAACACAAUAGGCUCCUUCCGGUGUGAGUGUAACCCCGGAUAUGUGCUGCAAGAGGACACUUUCUCUUGUGUGCAAGAGACGGUGGAUGAGGAGAACAGACUGCAGGAGGUUGACAGAGCAGCAGUGGAACCCACCUCUCCACCUCCGCCGUCAGUCCUACUCGACCCCUGUGAAGAAAACAGCAUCUGUGAGCAACAGUGCACUCCAGUGGGCGGACAGCCCCAAUGCUCCUGCUCGCCAGGAUUCUCUUUGAGAGCUGACGGACGCUCGUGUGAAGACACAAAUGAGUGUUUGUCUCCACAUGCCUGCCAGCUGAAUGAGCGCUGCGUGAAUACUGCAGGGAGUUAUGUCUGUCAGAGACCGAUCACCUGUCCGCCUGGAUACCAGAUCAACAAUGACAUUUGUGAAGACAUCAAUGAGUGUGCGCAGAGAAGCCAUAACUGUGGAGAUGGCUUUGACUGUGUGAAUACAGAGGGCUCUUUCAGAUGCAACCCCAAAACUCGAUGUCCUGUGGGCUUUAGCCACAACAUGCAGGGCAGGUGUGUAGACGUUGACGAGUGUGGUGCUUUGACCCAGCCGUGCAGUCCAGGAUUUAACUGCAUCAACACAAUGGGAUCCUACAUUUGCAACAGAAAGAUAACAUGUAGCCGUGGCUAUCAUGCUAGUCCUGAUGGCUCCAGAUGUGUCGAUGUGGAUGAAUGUCAGAGCAACGUAAAUCGAUGUGGAGAAGGCCAGCUGUGCCACAAUUUACCUGGCUCGUAUCGUUGUGAAUGCCGAACAGGCUAUCAGUAUGAUUCAUUCAGAAGGAUGUGCGUAGAUAUAAACGAGUGUUGGAGCUACCGAGGCCGUCUGUGUGCCCAGACCUGUGAGAACACCCCAGGCUCCUAUGAGUGCUCUUGUACCUCUGGUUUCCGCUUAUCUGGUGAUGGCAAGAACUGUGAAGAUGUGAAUGAGUGUCUGGCCAACCUAUGCAGUCAGGAGUGUGCCAAUGUCUAUGGUUCCUACCAGUGCUACUGCAGACAAGGCUACUACCUUAAGGAGGAUGGCCACACCUGUGAAGACAUUGACGAAUGCUCCCAGAGCAUUGGCCAUCUGUGCACCUAUAAGUGUGUGAAUAUUCCAGGCAGUUACAAGUGUGCUUGUCCUGACUAUGGGUAUACCAUGUCUCCAAAUGGACGAUCUUGCAGAGAUAUCGAUGAGUGUGCCACAGGGGCCAAUAACUGCUCCUUAGCUGAGACGUGCUACAACAUUCAAGGAGGGUACCGCUGCCUUUCUUUUACCUGUCCGGCAAACUACCGAAAAGUGUCUGACACACGCUGUGAGCGAAUCAGCUGUCCUAACUACCUGGAGUGUCAAAACUCUCCUCUAAGAAUCACCUACUACUACCUCAGCUUCCAAUCCAACAUCAUCAUCCCUGCUCAGAUCUUCCGCAUCGGACCCUCUCCUGCCUAUUCCGGAGACAACAUCAUUGUCAGUAUCACAAGCGGAAAUGAGGAAAACUACUUCAGCACAAGGAAGCUGAAUGCCUACACGGGUGCCGUGUUCUUAAACCGUCAGGUUCAGGGUCCCAGGGAUUUCCUAAUCAACGUAGAGAUGAAGUUAUGGAGACAAGGGGCAUUUACCACCUUCCAUGCCAGGUUAUACGUCUUCAUCACAGGCAACUUACUUUAACAGCUGGAAUUGUGCUGUGGCCAAUAUGGACCUUUAAGCAAUUCCUUAGGACUCAUCUUUAGCACUGUUUAACAAUACCACUGUCACUAAUGUCCAGCAGAAGUUAUUAUUAAAGCAUGACUAUAGAAAAUUAUGGAAAGAAGCUUUCUACUUUGUGCCCCUUAAACAUUACAUCUUUUCAAAAAAUCUUCAAAGUCUUAGCCGGAAAUAACACAUUUGGGUAUAUGAAAUAUUUAAAUACCACAAAAGUGACGCUUUUUGCAAAAUUAUAGACAAUGACCAAGCUUCUGCCACUUUUUAUAUAUCCACUUUCUGCUGAUAUCAUUGCGUUUAAUGGCAAUUUGUAGGUUCACAGCUUUGAUAAAAAUGAUUUCAGAACAGCUGUCCAAUUUCUUUUACUGUGCACUGCUGCUUUUGUUCUGUCUUUGAUGCAUUUUAAAAAUAUAUUUAAUCCUUCAUUGUAUGUUAAAUUUUUAUAUCUCUGUACCUCUCAGACAUAUUAUGGAUGGAUGUAUCAUAUUUUUUAUGCUAAACCCAUAAACAACAAAGUAUUUUAGUAAAAUAUUUAAAAACCA